CCCACAGCCGCUCUCCCAUCGAUCCCCUGUUCAAGCACCAUGGCCGGGGAUGGCACUGAUGAAGAGGCGCGAAAUUCACCCCACGAAAGCACGGCGAUGCAGGAAAGGUGUACAGAAGGAAAUAUGAGGAGCGAUCUGGAGGCCCCUGCAUCCCCGGGAAUAGAAGGUGCCGCCAUCAGGUGUAGGGAUGUGUGUCGCUCGUAUGGCAAACUGAAAGUCCUGAACAGUCUCAACCUGACUGUGCCUCAAGGACAGAUCUAUGGCCUCCUGGGACCCAGUGGUUGUGGGAAGACCACCCUGUUGAAAUGUAUUGUGGGAACCCUCAAGAUCUCCCGGGGCAACAUCACGGUCCUGGGCAAGCCCCCGGCGUUCCCUGGCCACGACGUCCCUGGCAGGAUGGUUGGCUACAUGCCCCAGGAUAUUGCCUUGUACAGUGAAUUCACCAUCAGCGACACUCUAUGGUUUUUCGGCCGGAUACAUGGGCUCACUUCCAAAGAGACACAGGCCAGAAUGGACUUCCUCAUCGAUUUCCUGGAUCUGCCACAAAAGAACAGCCUUGUCAGAAAUCUCAGUGGUGGGCAAAGGAGAAGAGUGUCUCUCGGAGCGGCGCUGCUGCAGAACCCCCGUCUGUUGAUUCUGGACGAGCCCACAGUCGGGGUUGACCCAGUCCUGAGGGCAAAGAUUUGGCAGCAUCUUGUAGACAUCGUAAGGGGAGGGCAGGUGUCGGUCAUUAUAACCACGCAUUACAUUGAGGAGGCCAGACAAGCCACCACUGUGGGUCUGAUGCGAGGUGGGCAACUACUUGCUGAGGCUCCACCUGAGACCCUCAUGGAGCAGCGCAACUCACUGACGCUGGAGUGUGCCUUCCUGCAGCUGUGUGAGGAUUCAGACCAAAUGGUGUCUAAGCAGGAGAGCAGCUCUGAGGGGAAGCUCAUGGUGGACAGCCAGACUCCAGAGGCUUACAAGGACGAGAGCCGCCCCAUCCUCAGCUCAGGGAAGAGCCCCUCACCGGCAGAUGAAGUGCCCAGAUUUACAGCGGACUGGAAGGUGAGGGUUUGGCACGUGGUGCCAAAGUGGCGGAACGUUGCUGCUUUGGUGAUUAAGACACUGGUGCGGAUGAAGAGGAUGCCAGGGUCCCUGUGUUUCCAGUUCCUUUUGCCCGUCAUCCAGAUCUCUCUCAUGUGCUUGUGCAUCGGCGGGGAUCCCAAAGGCAUUCAGGUGGCCGUGGUGAACAACGAAACCAGCACACACUCAUUCAGCCGAUCCCUCCUCUCCUUCCUGGACAACUCCAGCAUCAUCCAGGUCAACCUGUCCCAUGCUGAAGCUUUUGCUGGCAUCCAUAAUGGAGAAUAUUGGGGAGUCAUAGAGUUUAGCAAAAACUUCACUAGUUACUUGACCAAGAGAAUGCUGAACCCCCGGAGUUCAAGAGAUGUGGUGGAUGGUGGUUCUGUGCAUGUCUGGUUGGACCUAACCAAUCGUCAAAUUGCGAUAAUGCUGCAGAAGAAGCUUCAUGACGCCUUUGAGGGAUUUGUCCAGUCAAAACUGGGUAGUAUGGCUUAUAUGGUAGCUCCUCCUAUUAAGUUUGAGGAGCCCAUUUAUGGCAGCAAGAAUACAGACUUCACCACCUUCGUAACUCCUGGAGCUAUUUUGAGUAUUACUUUCUAUCUGGCUGUAGGCCUGACUGCUUUGUCGUUUGUGCUGGAGAGGAAGGAAGGCCUGCUGGACAGGUGUUGGGUUGCAGGUGUAAGCUCCCUAGAGACCAUGCUUGCGCACCUGUUCUCUCAGCUCCUGGUCAUCAGCGUCCAGAUCAUCCUGAUGCUCCUCUUCAUCCUCCUCGUCUUCAAAAUUCCUAAUGAGGGAUCUCUGGCCCUGGUCGUCUCUUUAAUUAUUCUGCAAGGGGUGACAGGAAUCUCCUUCGGAUUGGUCAUCUCAUCUGCCAUCGAUGACGAGCAGUCUGCCAACCAGGCUGCCCUCGGUGUCUUUUACCCCAAUCUCAUCAUCAGUGGAGUGAUCUGGCCGGUGGAGUGCAUCCCCUACCCCCUGCGCUACCUCAGCCUGGCCCUGCCUCAGACCUACGCCUCCGAAGCCCUGCGCUGCAUCAUGUACAGAGGAUGGGGUCUCACACGACUAAUGGUAUGGAGAGGUUUCGCCGUCACUCUGGGCUGGAACACCUUCUUCCUCAUCCUCGCCACAGUCAUCCUCAAGCUGAGGUCGUGAAGUCACCUCCCCAAGAGAGACGUGUUAGGGGACGGGGGAGAGCCCCGUCAGAAAGAGACCCUGACUCCGCAGCCUGCCGUUAGGCCUCUCUCUCGUGCUCCCUCCGCAUGAGGUCUAACCGACAAUAACACUCUGGGCCUCCAGAAAUGAAAACAAGGGUGGAUGCCUGGACUUGUCAGUCAGAGCCUCAGUCUCUUCGUCCUCCCUGUCUUUAUCACUGGCAGCUGCAGAGCGAAACAUACCUGUUGACUUUUCAUUGUUUUUACCUGAGACAUGCUAAUAUAUGCUUCUAGGCAUGUGACGUAAAAUGACCAACUAUAAGACAAUUCGUUUUUUAUAUCAGUGCAAAACAUAUUGAUAUGGCAAUACCUAUAGCUGAACCAGCAAACUAGUAUUGUGACGGAAAUAGCUGAGCGGACAAAAGGAUAUCUACCCUUGUUGUACCACUGUUUUGUUUGCCUACAGCUCCGACCUGAUUCUCUCAUCCAGUUGCUUAGCAGAAUUGGUGGCUGUAUCCAAUCAGGUCAUCUGGUGCUCUCCACUCUCCACACAAGUUUUGCAGAUUGUCUGUGCCUGUGCUCCCUAUAAUGAAGGGGACUGAGUAGUUACACAUUAAUCACUGGAGGGGAAAUCUGUUGAUCUGCCACAACAUUUCCCCACCAUGCAGGACAGAGGGGGACUUAUUUUAACCAAGCAUCGUAUAUAUGUAUAUCAAUGCAAGCAGACAAGUAUCAAUGUCUAAAACCUUGCAUUUAUGAUGAUGCACACAAUGCUUUACAUAUUGUGUCUAUAGCUUCUGUGGCAUGUGAAACAGUUCAACAAUGUAUGCCAGUGUCGGGUGGAAACUGAAAGAACUGAUAAGAAUCAUUGUUUACAUUCAGGUAAAGCUGGGUGCCUGGACCACGCAACAUUUGAAGUGAAAAUUGCACGUCUUUUUGUGUUUCCUUGUAUUGAUUUUGUAUGAUUGUAUGCUAGAGCGUUUUAAGGUUUUAAAUCCCAAAGCCAUGUGGUAUAUCUCACAGCAUGUGACAGUAUAGUACAGCAUAAUGAAGUAUUAAAGUUGCUGUCUUUUGACGACAGUGUUAGUUGCCUGGAAGUGCACAUAUUCUUAUACACAGGAAAAGGAUUAAAAAUAGAAUGAAGAGUAGGAGAGUGAAAAAUAGAUUGUACCAAUAUUGCUUAUGUAUGUGACGUGCUUGGGCUCUGGGCUCUGGGACAAGACAGUGAACUGUAUGUUAUAUGAGUUCUGCUUAAUUGCCAAUUCAUACAGAAAGUUAAUUUCGCUUGGUACAAUCCUUAUAGUAUGAAGUGUUCUAUUCAAUUCCAUCUAUCCCCUCCAUAGCCAUACAGCUGUUUUUGGUCAUCUGUUUAUUUGCAUUAAGGGACAAAUACAUACUCUUUGCCUUCUGUUUAUCUCAUCAUUCACAGUUCAUGCUCAUCUUUCUGUUAUUAUUGUGUUUUCAUUUUUGUUUUGUUUUUUGACUGUUUAGUGUUGGGACCACCCCAUGUGCCUCCACCAUUCCAGCAGGACUCCAUGGCUGUUGUGUGCAAUUUUAAAACACUUAUGGACAGAGAUGAAUAUAGCACAAUAAGCCUUACAGAGGGCGUCGUGUUCUGCCUGGAAUUGUUGAGAAUUCUGGCAUUCUACCUCUCCCGGAUCCUGUAAUUAUGAUGUCUUGACUCUAUCUAUCUGCUAUAUGUCAAAAGAAAUAUAUAAAGAGAUGUUUAACUUUUGUCUUUUUAAAGAGUAAAUUUGUUCAAAGAUG
Messenger RNA from Alosa sapidissima (American shad), 3983 nucleotides. RefSeq names its product ATP-binding cassette, sub-family H, member 1 (gene abch1). The transcript is spliced from 20 exons. Gene Ontology annotation, biological process: transmembrane transport. Lineage: Eukaryota; Metazoa; Chordata; Actinopteri; Clupeiformes; Clupeidae. Gene Ontology annotation, molecular function: ATP hydrolysis activity; ATP binding; ABC-type transporter activity. The coding region runs from base 40 to 2217 and encodes 725 amino acids. The record is from RefSeq and is a predicted model, not a curated record. Gene Ontology annotation, cellular component: ATP-binding cassette (ABC) transporter complex; membrane.